This is a messenger RNA of Oncorhynchus masou masou (cherry salmon), 3465 nucleotides long. It is a transcript of the gene ighmbp2, whose product is annotated as immunoglobulin mu DNA binding protein 2. Gene Ontology annotation, molecular function: ATP binding; 5'-3' DNA helicase activity; DNA binding. The transcript is spliced from 19 exons. Lineage: Eukaryota; Metazoa; Chordata; Actinopteri; Salmoniformes; Salmonidae. Gene Ontology annotation, cellular component: cytoplasm; nucleus. Bases 180 to 3362 code for a protein of 1060 amino acids. The record is from RefSeq and is a predicted model, not a curated record.
AUAUUAUUUAUUUAUUUUUGGUAGCAAAUUAAAUAAACUGUAGAUGAAUUCAGAAACGCUCCAGCUCAGCAGGCGGCGAUAUACCUUAGAUGUGUUUGCAACGAAAUGACGCAUUAAAUCCACCGAAGAGGAAAAUAAUGAAUUUGCUCAACUCGAACUGAUUCAACAAGCAGUGAGAAAUGGAGGUGGAAUGCUUUGUGUCCAAGACCCUAGAGCUCCUUCAGGAGGAGAGAGAAGCAGAGAUCGAGGAGACCAAGCUAUGGCAGGAGAAUGUCUCUCUGAAAGAUCUCCAGAGUAAAGGCGUUUGUCUCCUGAAGCUGCAGAUAGGAAGCCAGUCAACUGGCCUUUAUGGACGAUCACUCCUCCUCCUGGAACCCAGAAAACACAUGGGCGUCUCUGUGCUGCCUAGCAACAACUUUGGACCCGGAGACAUAGUGGGUCUGUAUGACCUGGAUGGCUGUAAGCCGUCCUCCCAGCUGUGUACUGGUGUCGUGACCCGCAUCAGUCAGUCAGCUGUCACCGUGGCCUGUGAGGACUCGCCGGACGGACUCAACCUGGACACAGACGCUCUGUACAACCUCAUGAAGCUGGCUAACGAUGUCACGUACAAACGCAUGAAAAAGGCCUUGAACACUCUGAAUGGGUACAGCAGUGGACCAGCCUCGGAUUUGAUCAGCGUUCUCUUUGGCUAUUCAGAACCUGGCUCGAUAUCAGAACCAAAUGAUCUGUCUUUCCUGAACAGUGGUCUGGAUGAGUCUCAGAGACAGGCUGUGUCGUUUGCUCUGUCUCAGAGAGAGGUAGCUGUAAUACACGGGCCACCAGGCACCGGCAAGACAACCACUGUGGUGGAAAUCAUCCUACAAGUGGUCAAACGGGGACAGAAGGUCCUGUGCUGUGCUGGUUCUAACGUGGCCGUGGAUAACCUGGUUGAGCGCCUGGCUAAGGCCAAAGCUAAGGUCCUGAGACUGGGCCACCCUGCCCGCCUGCUAGAGUCCAUUCAGAAACACUCGCUAGACGCCGUCCUCGCUCACAGUGACAACACCAACAUCAUCGCUGACAUACGCAAAGACAUCGACAAAGCUUUUAUGGGGAUGAAGAAGAUGAAUGACAAACGAGAUCGGAUCCACCUGAAGAGGGAGGUAGGAGAGCUGAGGAAAGAGCUGAGGACCAGGGAAGCUACAGCCAUUACUGAGGUCCUCAAACGUGCUGAUGUUGUUCUAGCCACUAACACAGGUGCUAAUGAUGGUGGCCCUCUGAAGAACCUACCUGUAGACCAUUUUGACUGGGUGGUGAUCGAUGAGUGUGCCCAGGCGUUGGAGAGCUCCUGCUGGAUCGCGCUGCUCCGAGGCAGGAAGUGUAUCCUGGCUGGAGAUUACAAGCAGCUGCCACCCACCAUCAAGUCUCACACGGCUGCAUCUAAAGGCCUGUCUGUCAGCCUGAUGGAGAGGUUGAUCCUGAAGUAUGGCGACUCCGUAGUCAGGAUGCUGACGGUGCAGUACCGUAUGAAUAGUCACAUCAUGACCUGGGCCUCAGAACAGAUGUAUCAGGGUCAACUCGUCGCACACAGCUCAGUGGAGAAACACCUGCUCAAAGAUCUCCCAGGAGUAGCCAGUGUUGAAGAGACCAGCACCCCUCUCCUCCUCAUAGACACAGCAGGCUGUGGACUUAGUGAGAUGGAGGUGACAGACGACCAGUCCAAAGGAAAUCAAGGUGAGGUGGACAUUGUGGAACUGCACAUCAAAGCGUUGACUGAAGCUGGGGUGAAACCUAAAGACAUCGCUGUUAUUGCCCCUUACAAUCUGCAGGUGGAUCUCCUGCGUCAGCGUCUCUCAGCGAGACAUCCUGAUCUGGAGAUCAAGUCUGUCGACGGAUUCCAGGGCAGAGAGAAGGAGGCUGUGGUGCUGACCUUGGUCAGAUCUAACAGGAAAGGUGAGAUAGGGUUCUUAGCUGAAGACCGGAGGAUCAACGUGGCGGUGACUCGAGCCAGACGUCACCUGGCCCUGGUGUGUGACACGCAGACCGUCCAGACCCACGGCUUCCUCAAGACCCUCAUCGAUCACAUGACCCUGCACGGCGACAUACGCACCGCCUUUGAGUACCUGCAGGACAUUGUGCCCCAGAACUACACCAGAGACCACCGAGAUACCAAGUCUAACAACACUAAAGCUACCGCUAGCAGCUCCACCUCCAACAAGCAGAAGGGCAGAGGCCAGGCUGGGAGCAAGGUGGAGCCAGGACACAAGAGGACCUCUGGGGGGAAGAAGACCCAGGGAGGAGAGCCCCAGACAGGUUCAGAUCCCGGCACACACAGCCAGGCCAGACGUUCCACCCACACAGAGGAGGAGCAGAGACUGACGCAGAUGAAAUACCUGGAGAUCAAGAACCAGGUGGAGUGGUUUCUCCAGGACCCAGACCAGACGGAGCUACGGUUUCCCUCGACCCUCAACUCCCACGACCGCCUGCUCGUACACCAGGUUGCAGAGGAGCUGUGCCUGAACCAUGAGAGCCAGGGAGAGGGAAAGGAUAGAUGCAUCACUGUCUCCAGACCCCCAACAGGGUCUAACAAGGCUGGGGAAGAAGAGGAGCAACAAGCCCUACAACCAGCAGCCGUCCUGGAGGAAGAGAGUUUUACAGGGCCUCCUGUAGGGCAACCGGCAGCCGUCCUGGAGGAAGAGAGUUUUACAGGGCCUCCUGUAGGGCAACCGGCAGCCGUCCUGGAGGAAAAGAGUUUUACAGGGCCUCCUGUAGGGCAACCGGCAGCCGUCCUGGAGGAAAAGAGUUUUACAGGGCCUCCUGUAGGGCAACCGGCAGCAGAUCUCAAGACUUUACAUCUGGAACGAAUGAGACGGGAGCAGAAGAAGAGGGAGCAGAAGAUGGAGCAGGAGAAGCAUCUAGAUACUGUCCGUACAGCAGGACAGACUCAGACUGCUAAGAAGGCCAAGGCAAAAGGAAAGACCAAAAAGACCAAAGCGGGGGCCUGUGAGAUCGCUGCGGCUGCGACAGCGGAUGAUGAUUUUGACACCCUAAUAGAUGCUGUGGUGAAGGCAGAACGCGUCUGUAGUUUUGUCAAGUGUAAAACGUUAGUAAUUCAUCUGGGACAACUCUGUCUGUUCUGCAACAGACAAUACUGCCUCGGUCACCACAUACCUGAGGUAAGACACAUUGAUGGGUGUGGAGAUCAAGCCAGGGCCAAUGCCAGGAUGAGGAUCAGUAAAGAAGGGGUUCUGUAUGCUGGUAGUGGACACAAGGACAAGUCUGUAGAUCCUAACAAGAAGGCCCAUCUACACAGGAAGCUGGACUCCAAACUCAAAGACAUGGAAAAGCAACGGAAGACCAAACCCAAAGAGAGUGACAACAAUUGACCUUUGACCCUUUUAAUUCCAGUUUGUCAGUGACUGUAAGCUCUGAGGUUGACCCUUUGUGGACUGAAUAGAUAUAAUUAUUAAACAGAUUACUGCAAAAUGA